Molecule: messenger RNA, 411 nt
Organism: Sclerotinia sclerotiorum 1980 UF-70
Lineage: Eukaryota; Fungi; Ascomycota; Leotiomycetes; Helotiales; Sclerotiniaceae
Exons: 4
Coding region: 1-411 (136 amino acids)
Source: RefSeq, a predicted model, not a curated record
AUGGAUCGAAUGGAUCUCGAGAGAAGGUUGAGGAUACCUCCAACAUCAGAUGAAAAAUCCCUAAUCGGCGUUGUGAAUGUGAAUGUGGAUGGAUAUGGAUGUGGAUGUACGGAGCAUUUUUUAAUGGUAAUGUUUUCAAUAAGGAUAAGAGGGAUGGAAAGAUUGCUUGCUCUAUCACCAAUUAUUCCUAAUAGAGGAAAGGUUAGAAUGCUUCUUCUUCUUUUGAGUGAAGGCAUGGAAGGAACAAGAUUUCAGAAUGGCACGAUUUUCGUAUCAAUUGAUGGCUCUGCUCCGGUUAGAAAAGUCGCGUUUUCAUGGUUUUCAUUGGUCCCUGAUCCAUUUUACGUAUUUCCUCCUUCCGGUGCAUACCUAUCUUUUCCUUAUAUUGAUCCUGGUCCCCUUGAAUCUUGA